Messenger RNA from Momordica charantia (bitter melon), 615 nucleotides. RefSeq names its product mitochondrial import inner membrane translocase subunit Tim9. NCBI's taxonomy places the organism in Eukaryota, Viridiplantae, Streptophyta, Magnoliopsida, Cucurbitales, Cucurbitaceae. The record is from RefSeq and is a predicted model, not a curated record.
GGUUUGGUUAAUUAGCGCCAACACGAGAAAAGAAACCAGAGAAGUUAAACCCUAAACUAAACCACUUGCUGUCAUUGAAAUCGAAGAUGGACAAGAGCAUGCUUGCCGAUUUAGAUGGUCUUCCUGAUGAAGAUAAGCUCAAAAUGGCCUCCAUGAUCGACCAGCUCCAGAUCCGAGACAGUCUGAGAAUGUACAACUCAUUGGUCGAGAGAUGCUUUACAGAUUGCAUAGACAACUUUCAGCGAAAGUCCUUAACUAAGCAAGAGGAAACAUGUGUACGUAGGUGUGCCGAGAAGUUCUUGAAACACUCAAUGCGCGUUGGCAUGAGAUUUGCCGAGCUCAACCAAGGAGCUGCUACCUCAGAUUAGGGUCACAUCAGAGGACACCCAGAUAUGAUUCUUGAGACCUUCAGUUCUUUAACGUCUGGAUUUAUAGUAUGUUUCUUUAACUUGUAAUUUGAUUAAUCCUUGAUUUAUAUUGAAGUUUUAGUAGCAGACUUUCAAUAAAUGUCAGAAAUUCCAUAUCCAUCAGGAUGAUAAGAUAUUUACUCAACCAUGUAGCCGUACAUUUGAAGCUGGUUUAACUUAAAAAGUUUUUUGCUUUUUUUUGGUACUA